Coturnix japonica (Japanese quail) is the source of this 2965-nucleotide messenger RNA. It is a transcript of the gene NMNAT2, whose product is annotated as nicotinamide nucleotide adenylyltransferase 2. Gene Ontology annotation, biological process: NAD+ biosynthetic process. Gene Ontology annotation, cellular component: Golgi apparatus. Gene Ontology annotation, molecular function: nicotinamide-nucleotide adenylyltransferase activity; nicotinate-nucleotide adenylyltransferase activity. Lineage: Eukaryota; Metazoa; Chordata; Aves; Galliformes; Phasianidae. The record is from RefSeq and is a predicted model, not a curated record.
CCUCUCCCGCCCCGGCCCCGCUCUCUCCCUCCCUCCCUCGCGCCGCCGCAGCCGCACCGAGACACAAAAAGCGGCUGGGGCUGGGCCGGGCCGGGACCAUGACGGAGACCACCAAGACCCACGUUAUCCUGCUGUCCUGCGGCACCUUCAACCCCAUCACCAAGGGCCACAUCCAGAUGUUUGAGAGAGCCCGUGAUUACCUGCACAAGACUGGACGGUUCAUUGUCAUCGGUGGCAUUGUCUCACCUGUGCAUGAUUCCUAUGGGAAGACGGGCCUGGUGUCCAGCCGGCACCGCCUGACCAUGUGCCAGCUGGCUGUGCAGUCUUCUGACUGGAUCCGGGUGGACCCCUGGGAGUGCUACCAGGACACCUGGCAGACCACCUGCAGCGUGCUGGAGCACCACCGUGACCUGAUGAAGAGAGUGACUGGUUGCAUCCUCUCCAAUGUCAACACCCCCUCCAUUACCCCUGUGAUCGGACAGCCCCAGAAUGAGUCUACACAGCCUAUCUACCAGAACAACGUGUCCAACAAGCCCACCGCAGCAAAGAUCCUGGGGAAGGUAGGAGAAAGCCUGAGUCGGAUCUGCUGUGUUCGCCCACCCAUGGAGCGCUUCACCUUUGUGGAUGAAAAUGCCAACCUGGGGACAGUGAUGAGAUACGAGGAGAUUGAGCUGCGCAUCCUCCUGCUCUGUGGCAGCGACCUGCUGGAGUCCUUCUGCAUCCCCGGCCUCUGGAAUGAGUCUGAUAUGGAGAUAAUUGUUGGGGAGUUUGGGAUUGUGGUGGUGCCCCGGGAUGGAGCAGACCCCGACCGGAUCAUGAACCACUCCUCAAUACUCCGCAAGUACAAAAACAACAUCCUGGUGGUGAAGGACGACUCGAACCACCCCAUGUCGGUCGUCAGCUCCACCAAAAGCAGACUGGCCCUGCAGCACGGGGAUGGACACGUUGUGGAUUACCUCUGCCAGCCUGUCAUUGACUACAUCCUCAAGAGCCAGCUCUACAUCAAUGCCUCUGGCUAAGUGCCACAGGCCGUGCAGCAGAACAGCCCUGUCAUCCCGUGUCCCUACAGCUCUCCACCACACUUUUCUCUCUCUUUCUGCGUCUCCAUCUCUCUCCCCAUCCCAUGGCCUCUCACUCUCAGCACUGACGCUCCGUAGUGCAGCAACAUCCAGGGACCGGCAGCACGGCCCCACGUGGAAUGGUUUGGUCUCUAUUUUUUUUUAUUUUAUGGGAACUGUCCUCCCUGUUGUAUACGGGGAAGGAGGGGGGCAGAGAUGUGCUCAGUGUGCUCACUGAGGGGCACCUCCACCCCUCACUCCUGGCAUGUGACUGGGAAAUGGUCCUCCUAGUCCAUCCUCCCCGCAUGCUCAGAACAGGGGCUUCCUCUUUGCUCAACAAAUCUAGCUGAUUUUUUUCUUUUCUUUUUUUUUUUUUUUUCCUUUUUUUUAAAAAAAUUAAAUAGCUGUAGUACAAGCUCCUUAGCUCUCUUGCCACGGUGCCCUGCUUCCCAUUGAAUCCUGGCGGGCAGUGGGCAAGCAUAAUGCAAGUGGUUCUGUGUCCUGCAGAACCUCUUCAGGCCAGCAGUAAGGACAACCCAGCCAACAAAAUCCUCCACUUAGCCCUGACAAGUCAUGAAGAUGGUAUUUCUGAAGGGGCAAGGACUACUGCCAGAGCAAAACUUACCAGGGGAAUGUCUCACUUCUUCUUGUCUGCAAGUGAAUCCAGUCCACCCCAAAGCCAAGGAUAGAUGCUGUACUCCAGCCCCAUGUCAGAAGAGGCAGCCUACAGCACCUAGAAAGGGAUCUGCCAUUUACAACAACAAGAAGCAAGGGAGGAAGAAGAGGGGAGGAGGUGGCCCAGAGCCACUGAUGAGAAUUGCCCCAGGCCUGGCCGAGCUGUUUGGGACUGGGUCCGUCCUCAUCAUCAAGCCUCCAGCUCUCCAAUGCUGGCUGUAAAAUUCCCAUUUUUCCUUUCUCUCCUUCCCUCUUCCUGUCCUUGAGAAGUUUAUGCAUGAUGUAUUUGCCCUUCCAAACUGGCUUCAGGUACUUCACACAUCCCUUGAGACAAGCCAGUUUCCUGCUUUCCUGCUUGUGACAUGCCUGGUAGAACCCGCUCAGCCAGAUGCCAAAAAAUAAGGCAUGGAGCAUGGAGCAAAAGGGAAUAAUUCCAGUCCUGCAGAGAUGAGGGUUACUUAAGCAGGCUGCUGUCCUACUGGGUAUCCCAGGGUGCAAGGACCCUGCUGGUCCUGCUGGCUCAGCCUCUUGAAAGAUGACAGCCACAGAGAGGAAGGUACAAGUCUUGCUUUCCUCCAUCCUUUUCUCCCUCCCUUUACUCCUUCCAGCUUCAUAUCUCUUAGUGUCUAUAGCUCCCAGACAUCUACCAAGUCACAAACUGCUCUUUGGAAACUUCAAAGAUGAGGCUUUGCAUUAAGGUUGGUGACCUGCUGGGCACUGCUGUCCCCUGUGCCACAGCCCCCUCCCAGAGAAGUCACCUCCCUAACAGCAGAAACGCUGGGCAAAAAUGACACAGUCAGCACAUGCGAUGUCUUAGCAGCAAAUGUGCUGAAUCUCUCAGAUCCAGCCAUGCUGUUUCCAGGCAGUUGUGUACGUACCUUGAGGGAUGAGGGGGCAUGGAGAUCCCAGACCAGGGAGGGCGGACAGAGUGUGCAGGAACACCUCCAGGGAUAAGCCCCCAUCCUGCUGAACCCCCAGGCUAAUGUUUCAACAGGUUCCAGCUGGGCAUCUCAUUCAUGAGCACCCAACCUACAUAAGCUGAUAGCUAGACUCCUCUAAAUCCAUUGCCUCUGCUAUCCUCCAUGUUCAGGGUUUCAGCCUGUUUUUCCUUUCCACCCCAACACAGAGGUCAUCCCCGAAAACAUCCUCAGUCAUCACCCAUGUUUCUUAGCUCCAAGCUGGAGUAAAAGCAGCAGUGUUAGAAACCAGCCUCCAACACACACACACACACA